Phytophthora nicotianae INRA-310 is the source of this 1703-nucleotide messenger RNA. RefSeq lists its product as hypothetical. Gene Ontology annotation, molecular function: protein binding. The record is from RefSeq and is a predicted model, not a curated record. Bases 8 to 1261 code for a protein of 417 amino acids. The transcript is spliced from 2 exons. NCBI's taxonomy places the organism in Eukaryota, Oomycota, Peronosporomycetes, Peronosporales, Peronosporaceae.
AAAAGAAAUGGUGGAGGACAAGAAGGCGCCUGGUACGACGCCGUCUAUCGCUGCUGCGAGAGCCCCACGCGAGUCGAAAGCCAAGCCCGAAGCUCAUGAGAAACCUUCGUUUGUGUUCUUGCGUCUGAAACGCAAGCGCACGGACGACCCGAUGGAGUGUCUGGUGGUGCACAGUGAACCGGACUCGAAGCGCUCCAAGACGGAUUUAUUGCAGGCCUUUACGAAUCUGUCAACCACCGAGAAGCGUUAUGUCUUCAAACACAUUGACACCAUGGAGGAACCGAUAGCUCCGGGUCGCUCUAAGUGGACAGAGCGGCUUAAACGUAAGGCACGUUCGCUCAAGGACGAGCACGCCGAUAUGAUGGCCAAGAAGCAGCUCGUUCCAGUGUUCCAGAAAGACCCGACGGCCUCUAAGCAGACGGAGAAACGUGUCAAACAGCAGCAGAGUCGCUCCAAGGCGCGACGGAAAGAGGGGAUGCUCAAAUCUAGAGGACUACAACCCGUCAUGGAGAUUAAGGAGAAGCAGACAAUGCAGAUGCACGGCAUCCGGCUGGUAGAUCUACAAGUAACACCUGCUCUAAGUAAGAAGAAGGACGAGGAGAUUCUAGAGAAGAGCAAAGCUGAUGUCGUCACGGUCAAUGGAGCAAAACUGAAGCCUACACGUGUCCUGAACCCGCACGAGCGCGAGCUGGACGAGGCCAUUUGGAAUGCGUUCCGUGCCAAUGAUUUCGCGCCAUUUUUCCAGAUUUAUCACGCGCGACGGCCUGAACUUCGUGUGGACCCGUCGACCUUCCAACGACCAGCAGAUGGGAGUUCCAUUCUGAUGGCUGCAGCGCUGCACGGACGCAGUGAUGUGAUUGAAGUGCUACUACGCUCGGGUAGCACGAGUGUACUGCAACAGGACUGGGAAGGUGCUACAGCUGCGGUGUUUGCGAAACGUGGAGGCCAUGCCAAUGUGGAGACAGCACUACUUGCCUGUGAAGAAGCGGAGCGAGAAAAAGACUACGUUUACGACGUUUACUGCGUCGACAUUUCUGUUAGUGAAGGACAAGACAGUGCGCAUGACGGAGCAACUAGUGGCUCUGAACAAACAAGUGUGAAUGGUGUGCCAAUUGUAAAUGUGAGCUCGGAGGUGCAUCGAUGGCUAUCGGAAGAUACACCGAGCGAGGAGGUGGAGGAAUAUAUGCUGGAGUCCGACAUCGAUAGCAACGAAGAAGACGACGGGUACGCAUGCUUGUAUAGAUAUCCCUGGGACCGCUGAAUGGGAUUUAUCUAAAAGAUGAUUAAUGCUGAGAGGCGGUCACUGUGAAUAUGUUUUUGACACUUUGUUUUACUGUCUGUGAUUUACCUGAUCUGUAGAUUGAGCGAGGAUUCAAACGAUGAGGACCACGAGGCAAAUGAUUAUCCAGACGAAGAGUCAUCGGACGAGUCGCUGGCGGACAGCGAGGAGCUUGACGAGAUCGGGGCCAGACGCCGAUGGCAGACUUCUGAAAACGACUACACUGAGCGAGAUGACUUUGAUUAUUAGAUUGAUUUCAAGCUCUGGAGAGCGGUUGUAAAGCUUGGACUGAGAAACGACUCCAGGAAGCAGUUGCAGUGUCUUCGAAGUAGCACCACACAAGUGUAUCAUUUCUAGUUCAAAUGUAUUUUCACUCACCCAAUUUGUCCGUGGUUCAGAUGUCGAUGAAUUUAUAAAUUAGAAA